Neolamprologus brichardi is the source of this 2230-nucleotide messenger RNA. The record is from RefSeq and is a predicted model, not a curated record. Lineage: Eukaryota; Metazoa; Chordata; Actinopteri; Cichliformes; Cichlidae.
GGAGGCAAGAAGCCACACACACACACACACACUGGAGGUAGCCCCAUCAGCUGGGGAAAGCAACACAGCUUGAAUUGUUAUUUUUCUAACGCUUUUCUUCAGUCAAACCGAAUUGAAAGCGGCUUUUUAGAUGUAAGCUAUUGGCAGGUACAGUGGGAGUUCUACGAGGGAGAAACAAAAACCAACCGAACAUCUAUUUAUUUUAAUAAGGAGCGCAGGGGAGGGAGAAGAAAACAGCAAACACGGACUGAAGGUGGCUUUGAAAGCAUGGAAUAUUUCAUGAUGCCGACAGAGAAGAUACAGUCCUUACAACAGUUCAAGAAAUCGGAGAAGGAUGUUAUUGGAGGUCUCUGCAGCCUGGCCAACAUCCCCCUCAGUCCAGAGACUGCUCAGGACCAAGAGAGGCGAAUUCGCAGGGAAAUCGCUAAUAGCAACGAGCGCCGGCGUAUGCAGAGCAUCAACGCAGGAUUCCAGUCCCUGAAAACACUCCUGCCGCACACCGACGGGGAGAAACUCAGCAAGGCGGCCAUCCUGCAGCAGACAGCAGACUAUAUCUUCACCUUGGAGCAGGAAAAGACGCAGCUUCUGGCACAGAACAAUCAGCUCAAGCGCUUCAUCCAGGAGUUAAGUGGCUCAUCGCCUAAAAGGAGGCGAGCAGAGGAGAAGGAUGAAGGGAUUGGGUCUCCAGACAUGUUGGAGGAGGAGAAGGUUGAAGAGCUGAGGAGGGAGAUGUUAGAGCUGCGGCAGCAACUGGACAAGGAGCGCUCGGCUCGCAUGCAGCUGGAGGAUCAGGUGCGCUCUCUGGACACUCAGCUGCACCCAGAGCGUCUGAAGGUGAUCACCCAGCAGGUGGAAGAGGAGCAUGCACUCAUCCAGAGCCAGACCCUGCUACGGCUACACCAGAUCCACGCUGUGGACAGACAGACACACAGUCCACAGGUGUUGGCUUCUCCCCCUGCCCCCACCCACCACCCCACGGUGAUAGUCCCAGCUCCAACACUAACCCAGCACCCCCACCAUCACGUCACAGUGGUCACCAUGAGCCCAUCAGCCCACACCAGCACGGUGUCCACCUCUAGACAGAACCUGGACACCAUUGUGCAGGUUUGAACUUUUUCACUUUAGAGGAUCCUUGCUGAUUAGGCAUUGACAUUGCAUUACUUUACAUUACAUUUUCACACUGUAGUAUUUACUAGGCAGGUUUUGGGUGUCUGACACGUUCAAUGUGUGUUCAGCGGCCCUGAAAAACAUCUGUGUGGUGCUCGAUGUUAUUUGAGUAGACUCCAAGGCAACCGAAACAAGCAUUUUCCUCGUGUUUUAUAGCACUUCCUUCUAAUGGCUCAAAUAAUGUUUCUGCAGUGGUCCUACAGGCAGGUUUGAAGACCUAUGUCUACAUAUUAUAGUUUACUGUCACCAGGGGGCAGUGUCACAAACAACUGGUCUGCAGUAGGGAUGGGUGCCGAAACACCAAGUAUUACUGACCCUGAGGCAAAACUAUUAAAGACUGGUGUGUCAGUAAAAUCUGACGUUAUUGUUAUUUUACAUUUUAUCUGACCACCAUCAUUACUAAUUGAGACAUUAAUCUGUCAUGCAUUUUGGCAUUUCCUGUCCAGAAGAGAAUUCUCUGCCUCUGAGCUUAGAUGUGAAGGGUGGUGUAGCAUGUGUGAGGCAGAACUCAGCAGCGUGAUUGCACUUCACUCAGUCCAUGCUGACAGCAAUUGUUGCCCUGAAAAGGAAAAAACAUGAAAACACUAAACAAAAGUGCGUCACAUUCAGACAAAGAAAAGCAAAGUUUUCUCCUUUUUAGCUCAUAGUUCAUCUUCCGCUGUCAAGUUAUGCAAGACUAGCACCCUGAAACAUGCACACAAUUGUCUAAGUUAUCAGUUAACUUAUCUAAAACAUGAAAGUGGUUUAAUGAUUAAAUGAUCAAAGUAAUUAGUAACAAGCUGAUUGUUAUGCAUUCAGUCCAAGGUUGUCAAAACAUCCUCUGAGCCAUUACUUUCAAUUCCUAAUCCCAAAUCCUCAAAUUCAGUUUCAGAUCACUCAGUGAUUUGGAGGCUGCACUCAAACUAAUGUCACUGCACAAUAACUUGUCUUAAAAAGCCCACAACAUCUGUUCAGUGCAGAGGUUUGAAAUUUUUAAAAUAUUGGAUACAGUGUACAUGGACUUAAUUUACAGUGUAUUGUUUAUCCAUCCAUCCAUCUUUUUCCGCUUUAUCCGGGGCCGGGU